ACAGGGGGCUGGGUUUAAACGCGCUGCUACUGUAACGCUGCUGGGCUUCGAUGCCUGUGCCAGUCUCGCGUAAAACCUUCACAGUAGAGCAAUGAGCGCGUGCAUGACGGUCUAACGGAGAGCUGCUGAUGAAAAGGCGUGAUGUCAAGCCGCUGUCAGUGUCAGAGGACUGGGGGAAUGUGCCGUGCACUUGGCAUAUGCGCUUGUGAAUGACCAUCCUCCGGCAUCAACAGACGAAGCGUUGAAUUUUGCUGCAUAGAUCAGUUACCUGAAGCCGCGCGGCGACUGUUCAUUCAUCGUCUCGCAUGCAAGAAAUCUUCGAGGAAUUGUGAGAAUUGUUUUUUUGAAGGUGCUACCUUUGAGGCUUCGGCGUUCGUUCGGAUGUGGAUCUAUCUGUCAAAACUGAGCUGAACGCAGAGACAUCUUUAAACUGAACAUUAGACACCAUCCUCAGCUUUCUUCUGGAUUGUAGAAAAAUGUGAAGACCCUGGUGAGGCGCUGGACCAUAGAGUUAGCCUUUAGACUACAAGGACGAAGGUUAAGCCUUCUGAUACUUCUUUAAACUCUUCAUUUUCUAACCUGUCGGGUCCCUCGGGCCAUGGAGGGACAGCAGGAUUCAAAGAGGACUUUGAAGCAAAGCCCUGGAUGUGGUUCCAAAUGGUCCUUUACGUGCUGGUUGUUAAUCUUAAUCUUGCCUGUAGUGUCCUGUGAACAGUCCUUUACAACGUUUCACCCUGAGCGACGAGAAUGGGCCUUCAACCAUAUGACAGUUCACAAGACGACAGGCGCACUCUACAUUGGUGCUGUCAACCGCGUCUACAAGUUAUCAGGCAACCUGACACUCCUAGUAUCCCAUGGUACUGGUCCAGAAGAUGACAACAAGGCCUGCUACCCUCCACUUAUCGUUCAGCCUUGCACUGAACCUCUGGUUUCUACCAACAACAUCAACAAACUCUUACUCAUCGACUACUCUCAGAACCGACUACUUGCCUGUGGAAGCCUCUACCAAGGUGUCUGCAAACUGCUACGGUUGGACGACCUCUUCAUCCUGGUGGAGCCCUCUCAUAAAAAGGAGCACUACCUCUCCAGUGUCAACCAGACGGGCACCAUGUAUGGAGUCAUCGUGCCCUCACAGGGCAAGGAUGGGACCCUCUUCAUUGGUACAGCUGUGGAUGGGAAGCAAGACUACUUUCCAACCAUCUCAAGUCGGAAGCUUCCUCGUGACCCCGAGUCUUCAGCUAUGCUGGACUACGAGCUACACACUGACUUUGUUUCAUCACUCAUCAAGAUUCCCUCCGACACCUUGGCAUUGGUCUCUCAUUUCGACAUCUACUACAUCUAUGGUUUUGCCAGUGGCAAUUUCGUCUACUUCCUGACCGUGCAACCAGAGACGCCUGAGAACAGCAUGUCUUCCAGCGGGCCCUCAAAUGACCUAUUUUAUACCUCGCGAAUCGUCCGACUCUGCAAAGAUGACCACAAAUUCCACUCCUAUGUGUCAUUGCCUAUUGGUUGUGUCCGGAACAGAAUUGAGUACCGCCUUCUACAAGCAGCCUACCUGGGCAAGCCUGGACGAGUGCUUGCAGCAUCCCUCAACAUUAGCGCUCAAGACGAUGUGCUCUUUGCUGUCUUUUCCAAAGGUCAAAAACAGUACCACCAUCCACCUGAUGACUCUGCCCUCUGCGUCUUCAGCAUCCGGGACAUCAAUGCACGGAUCAAGGAACGUAUGCAGUCCUGCUAUCAGGGAGAGGGGAACUUGGAGCUCAACUGGCUGUUGGGAAAGGAUGUACCUUGUACCAAAGCGCCUGUCCCAAUUGAUGACUCCUUCUGCGGUUUGGACAUCAACCAGCCCCUUGGCGGCUCUCAGCUGGUGACCGGACACACGCUUUAUACGGAAAGCCAUGAUCGCAUGACCUCGGUGACCUCCUACGUCUAUAAUGGCUACUGUGUGGCUUUCGUCGGCACAAAGAGUGGACGGCUGAAGAAGAUUCGUGUUGACGGUCCUCCUCAAGGUGGCGUCCAGUAUGAAACUCUGCCAGUCAUCAAAGACGGAAGCCCUAUUCUCAGAGACAUGGCCUUUUCCCUAGACAACAGCUUCAUCUACGUCAUGUCGGAGAGACAGGUCACGCGGGUGCCGAUCGAGUCCUGUGAGCAGUAUGGCACGUGUGGAGAGUGUCUGAGCUCCGGAGAUCCACACUGUGGCUGGUGUGUGCUGCAUAACGUAUGUUCUCAAAGGGACCGUUGCGAGCGGGCAAACGAGCCGUACCGUUUCGCCGCCACACUGAACCAGUGUGUGAAAGCCACAGUGUACCCGGACAGCAUCGCCGUGUCUGAACCCAGCGUACCGCUGCUGGUGAAAGUGACAGAUGUUCCGGAUCUUUCUGCUGGAAUCACAUGCUCCUUCGGGAACCUGACGGAGGUUGAGGGCAGAGUGGAUGGGAAUCAGAUUCUCUGCACUUCUCCUGCUGCUAAAGAUGUUCCCAUCAUCCCCACAGAUCAAGACUGGUCGGGUGUCGAGCUCAGACUGAACUCGAAGGAAACGGGUCAGAUGCUAAUUAGCACAGAGGUGAAGUUCUACAACUGCAGCGUGCACCAGCUGUGUCUUUCCUGUGUGACCAGUUCCUUCCGCUGCCACUGGUGCAAGUACAGAAACCUCUGCACCCACGACCCCUCCAGCUGCUCUUUCCAGGAGGGACGCGUCAACGCUUCAGAGGACUGUCCUCAACUGGUCCGCUCUGAGGAGAUCCUGAUACCGGCAGGGGAGGUGAAGCCCAUCACACUGAAAGCCCGGAACCUUCCACAACCUCAGUCGGGUCAGCGCGGCUACGAGUGUGUUUUACACAUACAAGGAGUCAGUCACAGAGUCACGGCGCUCAGAUUCAACAGCUCCAGUGUGCAGUGCCAGAACAGCUCGUAUCUGUAUGAAGGGAUGAGAAUCAGUGAGCUGCCGGUGGAUUUCUCAGUGGUGUGGAAUGGAAACUUCAUCAUUGACAAUCCUGAGAACAUCAAAGUGCACCUGUACAAGUGUGGCGCUCAGAGGGACAGCUGCGGCGUGUGUUUGAAGGCUGAGAGGAAGUUUCAGUGUGGUUGGUGCAGUAUGGAGGGCCGCUGUUCCCUACGCCAGCACUGUCCCAUGUCCAACCCCUACACCAGUCGCUGGCUUCACCUCGCCAGCACAAACGUCAAGUGCACCAACCCUCGAAUCACUGAGGUGACCCCAGUGGCCGGACCACCAGAAGGGGGCACCAGAGUGACCAUCCGUGGUGUGAACCUGGGCUUGUCCUUCUCAGACAUGGUCAACAAUGUUCAGGUAGCAGGAGUCCAGUGCACCCCACAGGAGAACGGCUACAUCAUCGCUGAACAGAUUGUAUGUGAGAUGGAUCCAGCUCCCACUGACAGUAAACCCGGCCCGGUUCAUUUGUGUGUAGGGGAGUGUAAGCCAGAGCUCCAGACGCGCUCUUCUCAACUCUAUUCCUUUGUGAUGCCAUCGGUCACAGGAUUGUCCCCCAGUCGGGGUCCAGAGUCUGGAGGAACUAAAGUGACCAUAAUGGGGGAAAACCUGGGAGCAGGCAGCAGCGUCAGUGUGCUUUUUGGGAACCAAACCUGCGAGUUUUAUGAACGGACUAUGACAGAGAUCGUGUGUUACUCUGCCCCUUCUCUGACGGGUGUGGGGCCGGUUCAGAUCAGCGUGAGCGUGGAUCGUGCACAGGUCCGAGAGAGCCUGACUUUUGAGUAUAUAGACGACCCCACUGUUCAACGCAUCGAACCGGAAUGGAGCAUUGCGAGCGGACACACGCCUCUGGUGGUGACUGGGACUAACUUGGAUGUCAUACAGGAGCCGAGGAUUCGGAUCAAGUACGGCGGGCGAGAAUCUGUAAACCUCCGUUGUUGUCUAACAAAAGGAAACGCAUCUGCAGUCUUUUCAGUGUGUAAGGUUCUGAACAUCACGACUAUGAGCUGUUUGGCUCCCUCGCUGACAGCCGAGUAUAGGCCAGGUUUGGAUUCAGUCAAGCACGCAGACGAGUUUGGCUUCAUCUUCAAUAAUGUGCAAGCUCUUCUAGUGUACAACAACACUAACUUCAUGUACUACCCAAACCCUUACUUUGAGCCUCUCAGCACCAAUGGCAUCCUGGAACAGAAACCUGGCUCACCUAUCAUUUUAAAGGGUAAAAAUCUGGUUCCUUCGGCCUCUGGAGGAGUGAAGCUUAAUUACACUGUUCUGAUAGGAGAGACUCCCUGUUCAGUCACUGUAUCCGAGUCUCAACUGCUGUGCGAACCACCAAAUCUCACCGGCCAGUACAAAAUCAUGGUGCAGGUCGGUGGUCUGCAUGUGUCCCCCGGCUCAGUAAACAUUCUCUCUGACAGCCUCCUGACUCUUCCUGCCAUUGUCAGCAUCGCUGCCGGUGGCGGCCUCCUUCUCAUCAUCGUCAUCCUUGUGCUUAUUGCCUACAAGCGUAAAUCCCGCGAGAACGACCUCACACUCAAACGACUCCAGAUGCAAAUGGACAACCUGGAGUCCAGGGUCGCUCUGGAGUGCAAAGAAGCUUUUGCAGAACUGCAGACAGAUAUUAAUGAGUUGACGAGUGAUCUGGACCGGGCCGGAAUUCCCUAUCUGGAUUACCGCACAUAUGCCAUGAGAGUGUUAUUCCCCGGCAUCGAGGACCAUCCUGUGCUCAGAGAGCUGGAGGUCUCUGGUAAUGGGCAGCUGUGCGUUGAAAAAGCUCUGAAGCUGUUUGCCCAGCUGAUAAACAACAAGGUGUUUUUGUUGACGUUCAUCCGUACGCUGGAAAUGCAGCGCUCUUUCUCCAUGCGUGACCGCGGCAAUGUGGCGUCGCUAAUAAUGACAGCUCUCCAGGGUCGACUGGAAUACGCCACGGAUGUGCUCAAACACCUGCUGUCCGACCUCAUCGACAAGAACCUGGAGAGCAAGAACCAUCCCAAACUACUGCUCAGGAGGACAGAGUCUGUUGCUGAGAAGAUGCUAACCAACUGGUUUGCUUUCCUGCUUCAUAAGUUCUUGAAGGAGUGUGCAGGUGAGCCUCUCUUCAUGCUGUACUGUGCUAUAAAACAGCAGAUGGAAAAAGGCCCAAUAGACGCCAUCACUGGAGAAGCCCGAUACUCCCUUAGUGAGGACAAACUCAUCCGGCAACAGAUUGACUACAAGACACUGAUCUUAAACUGCGUCAACCCAGAGAACGAGAACAGCCCAGAGAUCCCGGUCAAGGUUCUGAACUGCGACACCAUCACGCAGGUCAAAGAAAAGAUUCUGGAUGCCGUGUAUAAGAACAUGCCGUAUUCACAGAGACCCAAAGCUGUGGACAUGGACCUGGAGUGGCGUCAGGGACGAAUGGCUCGAGUGGUCCUGCAGGAUGAAGACAUCACCACUAAGAUUGAAAAUGAUUGGAAGAGGCUCAACACUCUCAUGCACUAUCAGGUAUCAGACCGCUGUGUGGUUGCUUUGGUGCCCAAGCAGACGUCCUCCUACAACAUUCCACCCACAACUAGCAUCUCUCGAACUUCUAUCAGUAGAUAUGACUCGACAUUCCGGUACACAGGCAGUCCAGACAGCCUGCGCUCCCGUGCUCCUAUGAUCACCCCGGACCUGGAGAGCGGAGUCAAAGUCUGGCACCUGGUGAAGAACCAUGAGCACGGAGACCAAAAGGAGGGCGACCGUGGCAGCAAGAUGGUGUCUGAGAUCUACCUCACCCGCCUGCUAGCUACUAAGGGUACACUGCAGAAAUUCGUGGAUGACCUGUUCGAGACUCUAUUCAGUACGGUGCACAGAGGUAGCGCGCUGCCGCUAGCUAUUAAAUACAUGUUUGACUUCCUGGAUGAACAAGCGGACAAGCACAGCAUCCAUGACACUGAUGUCCGCCACACCUGGAAAAGCAACUGCCUUCCUCUGCGUUUCUGGGUGAAUGUGAUCAAGAAUCCCCAGUUUGUUUUUGACAUCCAUAAGAGCAGCAUCACAGAUGCGUGUCUGUCUGUGGUGGCUCAAACCUUCAUGGACUCGUGUUCCACAUCUGAACACAGAUUGGGCAAAGACUCGCCCUCUAACAAGCUGCUUUAUGCUAAAGAUAUCCCCAACUACAAGAACUGGGUAGAAAGGUACUAUGCUGACAUCAGCAGGCUUCCAGCCAUCUCCGAUCAGGACAUGAAUGCGUAUUUGGCGGAACAGGCACGACUGCACUCCAAUGAGUUUAACAUGCUCAGUGCCCUCAACGAGAUUUACUCCUACAUUAGCAAGUACAGCGAAGAGAUCACUGCUGCACUAGAACAGGACGAAACGGCGAAGAAACAGCGACUGGCCUACAAAGUGGAGCAACUCAUCGCCUCCAUGUCACUGGAGAGCUGAGAGAAACACAAAGCUGGAACGAAGACCUUCAAUCAGUCAAACCAUCAUCCAAAGCCUCUCCACACAAAAGAGAGAAACACUGGCUAGAGACUCGAAACCAACAAUAGCUUGUGCUUUUUUUCUACAAUUUUGUGAAGAGGUCACCUUUAAGACCAAUAGACAACUAUUUGAUGAAAGCAAGUCACAAGACUUUCUGAUCAGGAGUGGAAACUAAGGAGUUCUGUUUUUAGUUGUCUUUCUUUUUUUUAAGGAAAAAAAACUGUGGGACAAGCAGCUUCCUGGAACAUUUUUUGUUUACCUGGUUUUAUUUUUUGUUUGUUUUUCUUUAGUUCAUCUGGUUCAAUGUGCCUAGCACUGAUUUACGUGAUGAAUGCAAGACACCGAUACUUCCUCAACAAUGUGCUUGCUAAAACCAUUUCAGGAGGAUUAGACUGAAGGAAACGGACAUCUACUGCCUCGCCAUUACCGUCCAGUUGAUGGCUUUUACUUCCAAAUUUUAUUUUUAUACAUGAGUGCUUUUUGAGUUUGUUUCGUUGAGUCAGCUAGUAUAAUUCCUCAUUGUUGGUGUGGCAAAAGUUCCAAGUCUCUUUCUUUCCUUGGAAAGCAGUGGCUGCUACCAACACACGUGCAUGUCGACACGCUAGUACAUACUUAGACUUUUGAGUCCAACUGGCCUGAGCGACCAUAAGGCAUCGACAUUGUUUGGGAAAUAAUGAAACUCCAACAAAAAGGGGACCAAAGUUCAACCAGCAUGUCCCUAAUUCUCUUGGACUGACCAGAAGCCAGUAUCAAACUGGAUGAACUCCGCUCUACGGUCUCUCUAUGUGCAUAUGUCCUGUUUUCUACAUGUAAGCGUAUGUGAAUGUACAAACGUUACUCUAUUUUGUCUUUGCAUUUUUGUUGCUUUUCUAAAACAGGAGUCAGUUGAGCUGAUCUCCACGGCACGACGUCCUAAAGAACUGAAAAUCCCUCUCCAUAAUAGCGCUGCUGAGAUUCAGAUACGCAAGCGGCGACGAGUAGCACCUUCAGCUCAAAUCACGCGUGGAGAAACCCCACCUUCCCUUUCAAACAAACGGACUCGCUUGAGAUCAUCUUACCAGAGAGUAUUAAUUAUUAUGUAUGGUCCAAUAUGUGUGUAGUCUGCAUGCAUUAUACAGUACCUCAUAUAAAGGAAAAAAAAUAGUCUCCUUUCCCAUUUACUCCUAUGUUCAAGUGCCAAGAGGUCACAUGAGUUGUGGAUGACUCACAGGAAUGCCGAUGAUGUAAUAUACCAUGUCACUUCCUUUCUGUACACACCCGUCGGGAUUAAGUGCCAAAAGAUCACUUAUUUACGCACUUGUCGGUUGAUGCUUUAUUAAGGGAAUGGACCCUGUAUACUGUAAAAAAAAAAAUCUCUGGUUUAGAAGGUUCACUUGCAAAUUCAGGUACGAGAAGACCAUGAGCUUGGAACGGUAUUUGUAAAUAUAAAGUAUUUGUAAAAUACUUUAGGUGUCUGGGAUCUUGAUAGCUUGACUGGGUUCUUUCCAAUCUCUUUUAUUCCACCGCCUGACAUGAAGUAUGUCAACAGAACGCAUGAACAAAAGACAACAUAGCUUUCAUUUAUAAUGCAUGAUGGCAGGUAGAGCUGUUUUUGAAGAUCGUCCGAGCCAAAAUAGACAAGGUCGUUCAGGUCAGAGUAAUCUUAGGUUCACAGAGGUAUCAGGGAGAGACAACUUCUCCUCAGCUCAGUUUAUAUGGUAAAAAUGCAGUAUCGGAUGUGAAGAAAUGGAUUGAAACGGCUCAAAUGGCGCUUGUUGUUUUUUUCCCCCUGUGGCCUUAGAACAUUGAAUCUGUUGUUUCUAGUUCAUUUAAUCAGCGACGUGUCGUUUUUCUCCCUGUCUUUGUUAGCUGUGUUUGAGACUAAUCAGAUAAAUUUAGCCAACGUGAUGAUGGAGAAGGGUGGAAGAGGCAUACCCUCGCCCAGACGGGUGCUGGGUGGUGUCUGCUGGAGUGUUUGAGAAGCAUAGGAAUGAGAUGGAGAGAGAGACAGACCCCUUUAGCUUCAGAUUCCUCCUGCUGCUUUGAAGCUCGCCUUUGAUCUCAACUAGUCGUGUGCACAGUGUGAUCAGGAGAAAAAAAAAAAACACAUCAAAAAUAGGAUCCAGUGCAGGAGAUUACAAAUGAAGAGUUGCAUGAAAGAAUAGAGUUGAAUGAAUUAAUCUGUUAAAGGAAUAGUUCACCCAGAAAAUUCUGUCAGCGUUUACUCGUCCUCAUUCAAACCUUGUUUGACUAACUUUCUUUCAUGAAACACAAAGGGAGAAAUUUUGCAAGAUAUUUUGGUCGAUCUUUCACAUACAAUUGCAAUGAAUAGCAAUUGAAAAGAUCCAGGCUGCGUUUCCCAAAAGCAUUGUAAGCUUAAGUACAUCAUACACCCAUUGAAACCAAUGGAGCUACGAUCAAUUUAGGCUUACUAUGCUUUUGGAAAACACAGCCCUGAAUGAAAACAAAGAUUCAGAGCUAUUACAUUACAUAAAUUAGGCUAUAUAUUGAUUUAAGAAUGUUUAGAUGUUCUCCUGUUGUGUUCACUGGAAGAAAGUAAGCCAUUACAAUACGACAGAUUUUUUGGGGGGGGAUGAACUAUUAUAGGACAACCUAUAGUAAUUCUACUCUUCCUGAACAACUACACAUUCCUCUAAGAAACACACACUGUAUAGUCAACAUAUGUGAAUUUACAAGCCAUGUCGCAUGUUAGUGACAUUAGGGUACAUGAAAAAGCUUCCUACUUUUGGUUAUCCACAGUCUUCCCUGUUUUCCAUUCAUCAGAGCUCAUCCCAGCUCUAUAAGGGCAAGAGACCUUCCGUCGACCCCGCUGCACUUGAGCUUUUCCCAGGAUGCGGCUCAGUUCUAAUGUGAACCUUGUUUGCUGCCACAUUAGUCGAGGAGAGACUACUCUCUUGCUUCUGCAAAAAAUAAAAAUAAUAAAAAAAGAGAACAAAAUGUAUUCUGGUCCUAACAUUUUGUUUGAAAUGAUGUGGCACAGGAAAUUGCACUUUGUUGAGAGAGAUUUCAGUAGCUCAACGCUUAUUAAUGUUUAUUAGAAGACAUUUGAUCCCUCGAAAAAAAGAGAAAGUUAAUUAUAAUUUUUAUUGCGCUAUUCUGCAGAGCAGAAUAAAAUUUGACAGCACUGGGCAGCUUUCUGAAAUAUCAGCAGUCAUCUGUGGCGGUCACAACUGCUGCUAAUUUUAUAUAUUUGGCACGAAUCGACAGUCUUGGAAUCAAUUUUGUGCACUUUUUUUGUUUUUAGCUCAUGUUUUGCUCUGUGAUGGAAUAGCAUGCAACGAACAAGUGAAAUGUUCAUAUUCUCUUCAUAUUACUGAUCGUAGGAAACAAAAAUGAGAGCGAGAAAGACUUUUGUAGUCGGUUUGAUCACCUCAGAGGUGAAUAUCCUUCCAUUUUCAAUCACGCAAAAUUAUUAAACGAAUCUCUCUUUGUAGACACUGGAGUUCUGUAACAUAGUACAUAGAAAUAAUAAUGACCUCGAUGAUGAUGAUGAUGAUGAUGAUGAUAAUAAUAACACUUAUGGUUGUCUGUUCUUGUUGUUUUUUAAGUGUUGUGAAAAUUGUAAGAGAGUUAAAGUAUUUAAAAAGAAAAAAAUCGGUCUUGUUUUUUUAAUUGCUUUUGUUUUGUUAUAUUAUAUUACUGUGUACCUAUUGUAAAUAUGAAGCACACCUAUUUUGCAAGCCAAGGAUUCACUUUGUACUGUUGUUAUAUAUAAAUAAAAUUUACUGGUUAAAAA
Molecule: messenger RNA, 10127 nt
Organism: Onychostoma macrolepis
Lineage: Eukaryota; Metazoa; Chordata; Actinopteri; Cypriniformes; Cyprinidae
Gene: plxna2
Product: plexin A2
Exons: 33
Coding region: 599-6352 (1917 amino acids)
Biological process (GO): regulation of GTPase activity; regulation of cell shape; positive regulation of axonogenesis
Cellular component (GO): semaphorin receptor complex
Molecular function (GO): protein binding; semaphorin receptor activity
Source: RefSeq, a predicted model, not a curated record